AUGCCCCUCACGGAAUCAGUGGCUGUGCGGCCGGCGGCACAACGGCUCCUGCUGCUUGCAACAUCGCUGCUGCUGCUUCUGCUGCUGCUGCUGCCGCAGCCUGCGGCCGCGGAGAGCUACGCCUGCCAGACCGGCGACGGCCAGAAGUGCUGCCCGCCCGGCCGGCGAUGCGGGGCCGACAUGCGCACCUGCCAGGGCCCCUUCAAGAUGUCCUCCUGGAUGUACGGCUGCCAGGGGGAGAAGUGGGACCGCAGCCGCCUCCCCAUCGACUGGAGCUAUGCAGGCUACGGCGCCGGGGAGAAGCAGAUCCCCUUGAAGCCGCAGUCCGUGGACGCGAGGGCCGCAGGCGCCAAGGGCGACGGCCGCACCGACGACACGGCGGCGGUAGAGAGGGCGAUCGCCCAGGCGCGGGACGGCACCGCGGUAUACUUCCCGCCAGGCAAGUACGUCAUCACCCGCAAGCUGGACAUCCGAAAGGGCGUCACCCUGCGCGGCGCUGGCAAGUACAAGACCACCCUCUAUUUCCCCAAGAGCCUGGCAGAGGUCUACGGCAACUUUGGGGGCUGGGGCCACGGCACCUGCUGGGUCAACUACUGGGGCUGGGACCCUAUAAGGGAUGACAAGACCCGACUGGCCACAAUCACGGGGUUCACGCCAAAGGGCAGCAACAAGAUAUUUGUGGACAACCCCGGCCGCUUGCAGAAGGGCAUGUGGGUGCGCGUCGUCCUUCGUGACUCAGCUGACGUGUUCAAGAGCAACCUCAUGGGCGGCAUCAUGGAGGCCGGCUGGCCCAGCAGCGGCGCCCGCAACCUAGUCAGGUUCUCAAGCCGCGUGUCUCAGGUCGGGCCCGGCAGCCAGGUCACUCUGGAGCAGGCGCUGCCCUGGGAUGUCAAGACGCAGUGGGGCCCGGUGCUGCACGCGCUGCGGCCGACGAUCAGUGAAACAGGCGUGGAGGGGCUGACAUUUGAGUUCAAAUGGACAAAGUACCCCGGCCACCUAAAGGAGAACGGCUUCAACGCCCUCAUGUUCAACCAGAUGGCCAACUCCUGGGUGCGCGACGUGCGCUUCUUGAACGCCGACACGGCGGUGUACUUCUGGGGCACCAUCUUCUCGACCGUCCAGGACGUGGAGAUCGACGUCACCAGCCCGCGGACCUCUUAUACGCGUGAUCCCUGGAGCGGCCUGGACCGCAACGGCCACCGCGGGAUCUGGAGCGAGUUUGGGGAGGACAACUUGUUCCAACGGAUUGCAGUGAAGGCCCCCUUCUUCCACGACUUCACUGUCGCGACGGCGGAGCACGGCAGCGUCUGGACCGACAGCUGGGGGGCGGAUUUGAACCUCGACUUCCACAAGGGCGCGCCCUACGCCAACCUGUACUCUGACUUGAACAUGGGAGCGGGCACCCGCGCAUUCAAGUCCGGCGGCGGCGCCGGGGCCGGCCCCAACAGCGCCAGCUACCAGACGUUUUGGAACCUCAAGGCCAGCCAGCCCCUGAAACUGCCCGACAGCAGUUUCGGUCCCCAGAUCAACUUUGUGGGCAUCCAGACGCGCGACAACGCGGCCGCCAGGGUGGCCGUGCGGUGGAUGCAGGACGGGGCGUCCUACCCCCAGAACCUCUGGCUGUCAAUGCGCCGCAAGCGCCUUGGGUGGUAG
Molecule: messenger RNA, 1653 nt
Organism: Monoraphidium neglectum
Lineage: Eukaryota; Viridiplantae; Chlorophyta; Chlorophyceae; Sphaeropleales; Selenastraceae
Product: band 7 protein
Exons: 13
Coding region: 1-1653 (550 amino acids)
Source: RefSeq, a predicted model, not a curated record